Apus apus (common swift) is the source of this 4214-nucleotide messenger RNA. It is a transcript of the gene ZNF512, whose product is annotated as zinc finger protein 512. The record is from RefSeq and is a predicted model, not a curated record. The transcript is spliced from 14 exons. Gene Ontology annotation, molecular function: zinc ion binding. Lineage: Eukaryota; Metazoa; Chordata; Aves; Apodiformes; Apodidae. The coding region runs from base 700 to 2385 and encodes 561 amino acids.
GUGCCAUGUUUGUCAGUCGUUUCGGUUCUCUAGUGUUAGGUCAGGUCAGCAGAUUGCAGCAGACUGUGCCUGCCUGUUUUUAUCAUUAGAGCUUCCCAGACAAUUUGUUUCUAGCUGCUCCUGAAGUGAAGUUUCUGCCAGAGGAGUUUCCCAAACACUGGUGUUCACACUACAAGAUGCUUGUAGACCUUAUCAAAGUAGUACAAACAUUCAGCUGACUUUACUUCUAGAGAAGGCAAGAUAUGAUUGUGAAGCCAUUGAUCAAGCAGUUGGGAGAUUCUCUCCUGUUGUUCCCUCACUUUUCCAAGAGAGAUGUCUGACAGCCGGAGUUCCAAGUUCAUCUUGUUGAUGUCAGGUUCACUGCUGCGUUUCCUGCCUGGGGAUUAGGGUGCCUCUCGGGCUCUGGGCCUGGGAAACAUGAACUACUUGUUUCUAUGCAUAAAUUAGAGGGCAAGACCAUGAACAUGCCCAGAACAACGUGCAGCAAGUUAGUUGUUUAUACUGACUCGGAAAUGCCAAUGGAUCUUUUAAAUUAUGUGUCUUAAUAGAAGUAUGAGAAGCAACAAAUAAGUGACAUAAUUCCUUGUUAAUAAGAAGAAGGAUUUUGGAUAAAGUGAAAAUCUGGGCAACUGAUGGACUAUGACAAAAUGAGAUAAAUGAAAACAAGGUGUAAAAGAGACUAGAGACAACAUUCUUGACAUGGACACCAAGCCUGGACAUCACAGACAACAGAAGGUGAAGAGGUCUCUGGGAAACAAAAAGUCUAAGCAAUGUGAGGAGGUGGAAACCACUGUCCUAGGACUGCACAGUAGCUAUGAUGAGACAGCCAGCAAUGUUUCUUCUGCCUCACCUGAGAGUCAAGUGAAUGGAAGCACAGAGUCCAGAAGCAAGAGGACCAUUCGCAGGCCUGCGUACUGGCUGGAAAUGAGAGGAAUCAAAAACAGCACUAAGAAAUCUUCAGAAAAGAAAGCAGGAGAAGUACAACUGAAAGGCAAGAGGAAAUCUGAGCAAGGGCAAGGCGAAGAUCUUAAGGACUCUCCCAAGAAGAAGCAGAAGAUUUUGGGGAAGAAGCAGCAAGCUGGAACACAACAAAACUCCAAAACAAAAGGCCGCUGUUCUAAGAAAGAACCAGAAACCUAUGGUGCAGGUAGCAUAGAAGAGCAGUGGUCUUUGGAAAUUCAGGACAAAGGUCGAGUUACCUGUCCAACAUGCCGGGCUGUGGUGAGAAAGACUGUGGAAGGACUGAAGAAACACAUGGUAAAUUGCAGGCAGGAAUUGUUCACAUGUCAUCACUGUGGGAAGCAGCUGAAGUCCUUAGGAGGGAUGAAAUACCAUGUCAUGGCAGAUCAUAACAAUCAGCCAGUCGUGAAAGAGGGAGGAGAGCUGGAUGAGCAGCUUGAGCGGGAUCGUCUUCGGAAGGUUCUGAAGCGAAUGGGAAAGCUGAAGUGCACGAGGGAGGGCUGCACAGGGAGCUUCACAAGCAUAAUGGGAUACCUUUAUCAUGUGAAAAAAUGUGGGAAGGCUGCUUCUGAGCUGGAGAAGAUGGCUAUGAAGUGCCACCACUGUGGAAAAGCAUACAAAUCAAAGGCAGGGCUUGUCUACCACCUGCGAUCCAAGCAUGGGCCAGUCACUUUCCUCCAUGAGGAGAGAAGAACAGAGAGCUUGAGGGAAGCAAAACGGGAGCCAAGUGACACAGGCAGAGUUCAGAGGAGAUCUGCAAAGGUGGCUAUCUACUAUCUCCAUGAGCUAGCUGGAGAAGAGCUGGCCAAAGAGUGGCCCAAGAGAAAGGUUCUGCAGGACUUGAUUCCAGAUGACCGGAAGCUGAAAUAUACUCGUCCUGGGUUGCCUACGUUCAGUCAAGAUGUUCUGUGCAAGUGGAAAACAGAGAUAAAGAUGUACCGAAGAGUCCACUGCCCAAAUGAGGGUUGUGAAUCUGUGUAUGGCAGUGUCUCAGGACUCAAAUCUCACCUUGGCACAUGUACCUUGGGAGACUUCGUGGCUGGUAAAUACAAGUGUCUCCUGUGUGACAAGGAGUUCAUUUCAGAGAGUGGGGUGAAGUAUCACAUCAACUCCGUGCAUUCUGAGGACUGGUUUGAUGUGAACACAACUACGACCAAAAGCUUUGAGAAGCUCAUGAAAAUCCGCCAAAGAGAAGAACAGAAGAAGCAACGGAAGAAACGUCCUUUGACCCGGGGCAAAAAGAAGAGAACUGGGACCCUGGCUGCCAAGAAGCUUCCCACUGCUGGAGCUGAAAAAAUGAGGAGGAGUAAGAGAGGUCGUCCACGGCAGGUGGACAACGAGAGUGUGAGCAGUGAGGAGGGGGAGCCCCAGGUUGCACAGAGAGCCGAAAUUCCAAAAACCAGCCGCAAGCGAGGCCGGAAGUAAACCCCUAGAAGAUAAGGAGUAAUCCUAAAGCUUUUCAGUUACAAGCCCCACUUCAGUCAGCCUCAUAACCCACAGCACUAAUACAAGCAACAGAAUGUCUUUGGGACUGUGAGUCCAUUCUACUCGGUGACCUUGAUUUUGAGACUGUUGCCUCUGGUCAGUGUGAGAGACUUCAGACCAAAGCUGUGGUACAGAGGCUGCUGCUCCUGGUGUGGUUCCCCUGGGCCGUGGCACUAGCCGUGUACCUGGCAUAGUUCCUGCUCUGGUUACAGUCUCAGUUUUGGGUCACAUUAGUUGCUUGUUUAGUGAUUUCCAGUGCAGCAGCUGUCUGUUUCAUCAUCUUCCUCUCAUGGGUGAGAUCAGGGUUCUUUUAUAGCAGUUUUCCAUAUAAGGGGCUGACAAGCACAAUGUUUAGGCUUCUUUUAGGGGGGAAUCCUUUCCUGCGCAGUGUGCACACAAACCAGGCAGUGCUGCACAAAGUACAAAGGCAUUAGCUUGCCCUGUAGCUGUCCUGUCUGUUGUCAGCAAGGCUGCCCCAGGAGAGCAGAUACCUUCCUCACACGUACUCCUGUCUGUUGCACAAGGCACUGUCUUUACUCCAUACACUGAUGUUUAGGUUCAGCACCAGACAGGAGCACGUGAACUCUGGUCUGCUUGGAAGUGAUAUGAGAUCAUUAUUGUCCUCACCAGGAACCCAGUAUUUCCCUAGCAUCUGUUUUCUCUAGCACUGGACAUGGAAUAUAUGUAGAGGAUCUUCCAGUCCGGUGAGGAAUAAAUAGUGCCCAGCAUUUUGGAGACUCUGGUCUUCCAGAGACACCUACUAACUAAUGGAAUAGGAUGGCCUUCUUGGGUCCUCUGAAGACUGCUUGUUUCAGCCCCACCUGGGAAACAGGCUUCCUGUAUCUCCAGUUGCAGCCUUGCUGGUGCUGACACCCAGGUUCCACUGCACUGCCUUCCCAGCCAGGUUGUUCUUUGUUGUGACCAUGCUCCCAUGGUGUCCUUUUCCUCUGCACUGUAGAUGCCACCUUUGAUGUGUUCUAUCUUAUAUACCUGUUUCUUUUCAGUACUGCUUCCUCUGUGUGAAUGAGGUAUAUUAGCAGUGGCUUCCCUGUAUGGAAAAGGUUAGAAGAAAAGGGUUCGUUAUUUUAAGUCACAUGUUGGUGUGACCUCUGGAUCAUAGGGAGUAUCUUCCUGUGCUCCAUAAACACAGCAGCUGUCAUAGAAGCUGGAAUGGAGUAGUGGCCCAGACAGUCCUGCUCUGUUUCAGAGAAUGGGGUCUCCAGAAUUUCUAUUGCUCAAAGGCUCACUGUACCAGGAAGUUGCAAAAUUUUACCUUUUCUUUGCAGUUUUGUAGGCAAGAAAAUAGGCAGCUGACUCCAUUUUACCUCCCCAUGACUUUUCACUGUCCACCUAAGUUGCUGGUGCUGGAAUACACAGGGAAGCCCUUGCAGCACCUGGUGAACAGGCAGGUUUGUACCUAUGUGUUACUGCCAAAAUACUCGCACUGGCCCUGGCAGUAGGAGGUGCUCUCUGGCCAGGGUGCUCUCCAGAGCUGUCUCUCCUGUGUAAGAAGCAGAGCAGAGCCCAGCUGAGCAGGGUCUGUCUCGUGGGGGUGACACCUGCAUGGCAGUGAGGCAGCUCACAGAGCUCCAUUGGGAUUUACCUGCAGUGGUGACACUGGUGACACACAGCAACCAGCUGUCACAGUGGCUGCAGUGCUCUGCUGAAAGUGUAACCAUGUGGCCUUCUGUGCAGGGGCUAUAAGGUUUGCAGUAAGGGGCAAGAUCAGAAGAUGACAAAAUAAAAUGUCACCAGUGCAAGGGUAUGAA